Molecule: messenger RNA, 1529 nt
Organism: Triticum aestivum (bread wheat)
Lineage: Eukaryota; Viridiplantae; Streptophyta; Magnoliopsida; Poales; Poaceae
Product: probable carboxylesterase 15
Exons: 1
Coding region: 133-1182 (349 amino acids)
Molecular function (GO): hydrolase activity
Source: RefSeq, a predicted model, not a curated record
AUAAGCCUUCCUUUACCUCUUACUAACUCUUUCGACUACAUAGCUCUCUGCAUUUUCUGUCAUUUCUAAUCGCAAAUAUUUUGCACAACGCGCUAGUGUGCACGGAGCCUCGGACAUCAGAGCACGCCAACCAUGCCGGUCGCCGUGGCUGCCUCCGGCGACACAAACGUCGUGGAGGACCUCUACGGCAUCCUCCGUGUACUCAGCGACGGCACGGUUGUCCGGUCACCGGACCCGCCGGAGUUUUGCCCCAUCACCUUCCCCUGCGACCACCCUUCCGUGCAGUGGAAGGAGGCCGUCUACGAUAAGGGCAAGAACCUCCGCGUCCGCAUGUACAAGCCGUCGGGCGGCGGUGAGCAGGCCGGCCGGAAGCUGCCGGUGCUCGUCCACUUCCAUGGCGGGGGCUUCUGUCUCGGCUCGUGCACGUGGGGAAACUUCCACAGCUUCUGCCUCCGCCUCGCCGCGGAGGCCGGCGCCGUCGUGCUCUCCGCCGGGUACCGCCUCGCUCCGGAGCACCGCCUCCCCGCGGCCCUCGACGAUGCGACCGGCUUCUUAGAAUGGCUCCGCGAGCAAUCCGUGAGCACCGAGGCCGAGGACGGGUGGCUCACGGAGGCGGCCGACUUUGGCCGCGUGUUCAUCACCGGCGACUCGGCGGGCGGGACCUUAGCGCACCACCUCGCCGUGCGCGCCGGGUCGGCCACGCCCAAACACGGCGAUGACGUCGACUCUGUCACGAUCAAAGGCUACAUCCUGCUAAUGCCGUUCUUCGGCGGCGUGGACCGGACGCGGUCGGAGGCGCUGGAGUUCCUGUUGGCGGAAGAGCCGUUCCUCAACCUGGCCGUGCUGGACCGAUUCUGGCGGCUCUCGCUGCCGGAGGGCGCCAGCAGGGACCACCCGAUCGCGAACCCGUUCGGGGCGGACAGCCCUGGGCUGGGCUCGGUGGAGUUCCCGCCGGUCCUCGUCGUUUCCAGCGGCACCGACUUGCUGCACGACCGCACCGUCGACUACGCGGAGCGGCUGGCCGGGAUGGGGAAGCCGGUGAAGGUCGUGGAUUUCCCCAACGACCCACACGGGUUCUUCACGCAGGACCCGUGGUCCGAGACCACCGGCGAGCUGAUCCGGCUCGUCAGCGUGUUCGUCGUCGACAGCUGCGUCUCCGUCGCGGCGCCAAAGACCGCUUGAUUCGGUACGUACAUACAGGUGCAGAGGUGCCUGUUUUGGUGUACAAGACAGUCGACAGUUGAGGCGACACGACCAGAAAGUACAUCAAGGUUCGGCUCGUCUGCAUCGUCUUCGAUUAAAACUAAUGAUACCAGUCGUGUUGAUGUGAGAAUCGGUUACAAUAUAUUUCAACGAUACUUAAGUGUGAAAUAUAAAUAUUUAGAUUAAUAUCGCGUGAAUCAAAAUUAAAAAUAUUGUAUUUUAUUAUAUAUAGUUGUAAAAUACUUAUUGAAUGUAAGUAGAAUAAUAGAAUGUAAAAUAUUUUCCCAAGCAUGCAUGGUUGCAUGUGGUGGUGGAUCUUUUUUUCA